AAUACUGUUCAUUUUAAUUACAAUAUUAGUGACAACUUCAUCAAUUAAAUAUAUCUGUGUGUCUAACAAACCGUCUAAAAUUUUGCUGUGGGAUAUUGAGAACCUUAAAGGAUCAUCAGACGAGCCACACUAUAUCAAUCCGAGAGAAAAAAUAGAAAACGUAACCUUAAAUAAUAAUAAAACUAUCACUUCAUUUGAAAUAAAUCAGUUCACUACCAUUAAAGAUGAAAGAUGGAUGGAAUUACAAGCAGGUUCUAAGUUUGCUUGCAUCGAGUCUUGUACUGUGUCUAUAAAAGGAGCUGCAGAAGUAUCCAUAUCAAAACAAACUAACACUAUUGGAAAGAUAAUUUUAAACGAAGCAGAUUAUUUCUCAGACAAUUAUUCUAAAAAUCUAUUAAUCUUGUAUACAACAGCAACUAAAUGGAUACACCUCACUCUCAAUUUUUCUGGAACUACUAUUUCAGUUCAUACUCAAAAUUCCCAAUAUAUAUUUCCCAUUACCAAUGAUACUGGUAUACAUCAUAUUCAAAUUAAUUGCAGUAUGUGGAAACUGCAUAACAAGACUUAUACAGAAGUAAACGUCACCGGUUCUCAUACCUUCAAUUUUACUAAGCCUUCAAGCUCUUUAGGAAAUUAUAAGUGUAUCUCGUUAUACACUCGUACGUGUAUUAACUGCAAUGUAACUUUCAUUUUAUCCAAUGACAUGAAAGAGGAAAUUAAAAAAAAAGUAUCAUCAAACAAUUGGAAAUACAUAAAAAUAUGCAGCAGUUCGGCCCUAAAAUCAGAUUUUCAAAUUAAAGUUGAAUUGGAGGGGCCUCAAAUGGAGAAAGGCAGAUUUUGGAAUUUUGAUUAUCUACACCUUUGUAACAAAAAUGAUCAACGAUUUAUUGUACACGAACCGUCCAAUCUCCAAGAAAAAGUAUCGUGUAUGGAGGGCAACAGAAAAAUGGAGAUUAACCCCAACGAAACCGACACUUAUAAACAACAAUGUGGUACAGAAAUAUUAAGGAAUUGUGCAAACGUUCAAAUAUGUCAGAUUUGUUGUGAAGGAAGAUGCUAUAUUGUAAACAAAGAAAAAGCAAUUGUAUAUGAAUUAAUUGCAAGUAUAGUACUUGGAUUACUCUUCAUUGCCUCUUUAAUCAUCAAUAUAAUAGGAUUUUGGUAUUUCACCAGGAGAAGUAAAUUAAAUAAACACUCAAAAAGUGAAGUGAACCAUUUCACGCAGUCAAAUAAUGAACAUGAAUACGAGUACAUAUUGGAAUCAACUGCGUUUCAUCGAGCAAGGAACAAGGAAAUGGAACAAGGCACAUCAACAGAUAUAGUAGAAGAAAAUUCAUUAUACAGAAUGACUUUGAAUGAUAAAUUAUAUAAUUCAUAA
Molecule: messenger RNA, 1378 nt
Organism: Aethina tumida (small hive beetle)
Lineage: Eukaryota; Metazoa; Arthropoda; Insecta; Coleoptera; Nitidulidae
Exons: 8
Coding region: 236-1378 (380 amino acids)
Source: RefSeq, a predicted model, not a curated record